Arctia plantaginis is the source of this 747-nucleotide messenger RNA. NCBI's taxonomy places the organism in Eukaryota, Metazoa, Arthropoda, Insecta, Lepidoptera, Erebidae. The record is from the annotation of a GenBank genome assembly.
AUGGACAAUUGGUUCACUUCAGUGCCACUUGCUUCAGAAUUACUUCAGGACCCGUAUAAACUCACACUUGUUGGGACAAUACGUAGUAAUAAGCGAGAGAUUCCACCCGAGAUGAAAAACAAAAAAUCAAGAAAGAUUAAUACUUCGAUGUUUGCAUUUGAUGGUGAGAAGACUCUGGUCUCGUAUAAACCGAAAUCUAACAAGACAGUAUUUCUUCUAUCGACAGUGCACAAUCAGCCAGACAUUAACUCCACUUCGAAAAAGCCUGAAAUUAUACAUAUUUACAAUAGUACCAAAGGUGCUGUCGACACUGUCGACCAAAUGUGCUCAGCUAUAUGUGUCAAUCGCAAAACCAAUAGAUGGCCUCAAUGCGUGUUUUAUAAUGUCUUGAACCUGUGCCUAAUUAAUUCAUAUGUCAUCUAUGUGUCGAACAUGGUCAGAGAACGGCAAAAACCAAUGAGACGUAGGACUUUCGGCCAAAGUUUAGCCGAUAAGCUCAUAGAGCCAUGGUUACGAGAGCGGUAUAACACUGUCACUUUGAGGAGGGAUAUAAAAGCUAGUAUCAAAGAUAUUUUAAAAAUUGAAGAUGCUACUCCUAGUACCUCUCAAGCGCAACAAAAUAAGCGCAAAAUAUGUUUUUUUUGUCCUUACAAAAAACACAGGAUAACUAAAUAUGUUUGCAGCCGCUGCAAGACGGCGAUUUGCGGGGAACAUACGAUUCCAGUGUGUGCCGACUGCCAAGAAUAA